GUCAUUGCGCACUUGGAUUCAUGUUCAUAUCUCCUGCUCUGCUUUUAUGUAAUCGCCAAGUUUUUUUGCCCCCAAUUUCAUGCAGAAUGGACACCAGGAAAGAAUAUUUGGGUUCCACUUUUCGUUUUCAUCUAUAAGUUAUUUUUAAGCUAUGGGAAUCAAGAAUAGGCCAUUCCACGGCAUUAUCCAUGAUGUUAAAGGAAGAGCUGCAUGCUACAAACAAGAUUGGACUGGCGCAAUUUGUGCUGGCGUGAAGAUAUUGGCUCCUACUUUCUACAUGUUCUUCGCUUCUGCUCUCCCCGUGAUUGCCUUUGGAGAACAACUUAAUAAGGAUACAGACGGAAGCUUGAGCACAGUGGAAACAUUAGCAUCAACUGCUAUUUGCGGAAUUAUCCAUUCCAUGGUUGGUGGACAGCCUUUGUUGAUUUUGGGGGUCGCUGAACCCACUAUUAUAAUGUAUGGUUAUCUGUACGAGUUUUGCAAAAAGAGGCCAGAGCUGGGUGCUAAUUUGUUUCUAGCUUGGGUUGGUUGGGUCUGUGUGUGGACUGGACUCAUGUUGAUUCUGCUUGCAAUUUUCAAUGCUUGCACAGUUAUUACUAGGUUUACUAGAAUCGCUGGGGAAUUAUUUGGCAUGUUAAUUACUGUCCUAUUCUUUCAACAAGCUAUAAGGGGACUACUAGGCGAGUUUGGUGUUCCCAAAGAUGUAGAUCCAUCUGCGCAGGAAUUUCAAUUCCAAUGGCUGUAUACGAAUGGAUUGCUUGCUACCAUUUUUGCUUUUGGGUUACUGCUAACUGCAAUAAAAAGUAGAAGAGCAAGAUCAUGGCGAUAUGGAACUGGAUGGCUACGAGGUCUUGUUGCAGAUUAUGGAGUUCCAUUGAUGGUUGUGUUAUGGACUCUGUUAUCUUAUGUUGUACCAAACAAGCUGCCAGAUGGAGUUCCUAGAAGGUUGUAUUGUCCCUUUCCUUGGGAGUCCGUGUCUCUGUACCACUGGACAGUAGUGAAGGAUAUGGCAAAGGUACCAGUGGUUUAUAUCUUUGCUGCAAUUGUUCCAGCUGUGAUGAUAGCAGGAUUAUACUUCUUUGAUCAUAGUGUAGCCUCCCAGAUGGCUCAACAGAAGGAGUUCAACCUUCAAAAGCCAUCAGCCUACCACUAUGAUAUGUUUUUGCUUGGAAUUUUGACUCUUAUUUGUGGUCUUCUUGGGCUUCCGCCGUCAAAUGGAGUCCUUCCUCAGUCACCAAUGCAUACAAAAAGUCUUGCGGUUCUUAAGAGGGAGCUGAUCAGAAAGAAGGUGGUACAGAGCGCCAAAGAAUGCAUCAAGUACCAAAGGAGCGACUCUGAGUUAUAUGGAAAGAUGGAGGCAGUGGUCAUGGAAAUGGAUACAGCCCCUACAGAUAAGGAGUUAGAGACUUUGAAGGAGGCUGUAACGAAACAUGGGGACAAGGAUGGUGAAAAAGGCAAAUUUGAUCCUGAGGUACACCUAGAUGCCUAUUUGCCAGUUAGAGUAAACGAGCAAAGAAUGAGCAAUGCCUUGCAGUCACUCCUUGUGGGGGCAUCAAUUUUUGGCAUCCCCAUCAUCAAAAGGAUUCCAACCUCUGUUCUAUGGGGAUAUUUUGCUUACAUGGCCAUUGAUAGUCUCCCAGGGAAUCAAUUCUGGGAAAGAAUUCUGCUUCUUUUCAUCACUCCAAGCAGGAGAUACAAAAUCUUAGCAGGUUCUCAUGCUUCAUUCGUGGAGUCAGUUCCAUUCAAGACCAUAGCUGCAUUCACAGUGCUGCAGCUUGUUUAUUUGGUGGUGUGCUGGGGCGUGACAUGGAUCCCUAUUGGUGGAAUAUUGUUUCCGCUACCUUUCUUCCUUCUCAUAUGCAUAAGAGAGCAUUUGCUCCCCAAGUUAUUCGAUCCAAGCCAUCUUCAGGAGCUAGAUGCUUCUGAGUACGAGGAAAUUGCUGGUGACCCGCUUGUUUCCCGUAACAUAUCAUUUGUGGACAAGGUUUCGGCUGAUGCUGAUAAUGAUAAGGAUUCUGAAGAUAUCUAUGAUGCCGAGAUGUUGGAUGAGAUGACAACCAGCAGGGGAGAGGUGAAACUCAGAACUGUAAGCUUCAACGGUAGAAACCUCAGCUUUAACGGUAGAAACCUCAGCUUCAACGGUAGAAACCACAGCUUCAAUGAUCGAAACCUCAGCUUCAACAGUAGAAACCAAAGCUUCAACAACAGAAACCUCAGCCUCAACGGUAGAAACCGCAGCUUCAACAGUAAAAACCUCAGCUUCAACGGUAGAAACCAGAGCUUCAAUGAUAGAAAUCACAGCUCCAAUGAAGACAGACAUUAUUAGGGAAUUGUUGGGUUUUGAUAUAAGAACAUGAAGAUGCUAUGGAGAUUGGAGAGCAACACUCGGGAUUCCUUUGUGGCAAAUCGAAGUUGAAGAUAAUCUUCUCCGGAAAAUGAAAGGAGAAAGGAAAAGGGCAGCUGCAUGGAAAGAGAGAGGCGAUGCAGCAAGGAUGAAUAAACUUAUAAUCUCGGAUGAAUUUUUGAGAACGAAUUCUUUUAGCAGGAAAAAGCAUCAGAAUGUGGAGAUCAAGAGGUUAGGUGGAGUUUACGACUUUUUGGCGAGUUAGGUCAAUCUAUGAAUAUAUUUGGUGUUAGGCUUGGGCCUCACGUCGAGGUCGAGUGCAGCUGGUUCACCAGUAACAUUGUUCAUAUUAUUUUUUAUUCUUUACAUAUUGUAGUAUAUUUAGCUAUUUUUUCUCCUUUAUUCUAUGAUCUCCAGUUUUUCUUUUCA
Messenger RNA from Prosopis cineraria, 2773 nucleotides. Its product is annotated as probable boron transporter 7. Gene Ontology annotation, biological process: transmembrane transport; monoatomic anion transport; monoatomic ion homeostasis. Gene Ontology annotation, cellular component: plasma membrane. Gene Ontology annotation, molecular function: solute:inorganic anion antiporter activity. The transcript is spliced from 14 exons. The record is from RefSeq and is a predicted model, not a curated record. Lineage: Eukaryota; Viridiplantae; Streptophyta; Magnoliopsida; Fabales; Fabaceae. The coding region runs from base 152 to 2326 and encodes 724 amino acids.